AUGAGCACUCCAAACUACUCGAAAAAGGAUGGAGUGCCUGAAGAAACGGCGGCGGUGACCGAAAUGGCUACUCAGCAAGAGCAACAACCACAAGAAGUUCCUUCAACCUUCUGCAUGGAUGUAAAAGUUACAAAAGAUUCCGGGAAGAGAUCACCAUCACCGUCAACGGUUUCGCUGAAGAGUUUGCCCAAAACGCCACCGCCAUCCGCUGAAAAUAAUGCGAACAUCCAGCAAACCGUUCCCAAGCAGCCACCUCACCUCGAUCAGUUGUUGGAACAGUUUCUUACGUAUGAAUCUAGUCUUUCGAUGACCGACUACAUCAAACGAUUCUAUCAAAUUCGACUAGAACAAGAGGCGCUUCGUAACGAUCCUGAGCUGUCGGUGAAAUGUGCUUCAGAAAGUGUUCAUGUGAUGCGUAACCGAUACAGGGACAUUCUGCCUUGUUAG
Cooperia oncophora is the source of this 447-nucleotide messenger RNA. The record is from the annotation of a GenBank genome assembly. Lineage: Eukaryota; Metazoa; Nematoda; Chromadorea; Rhabditida; Trichostrongylidae.